Molecule: messenger RNA, 523 nt
Organism: Prunus dulcis (almond)
Lineage: Eukaryota; Viridiplantae; Streptophyta; Magnoliopsida; Rosales; Rosaceae
Exons: 3
Coding region: 98-523 (141 amino acids)
Source: RefSeq, a predicted model, not a curated record
GUUUUGGGAAGCAAAGAAACAGUUGGGAUUUUUGUCUGCUUGUUGUUGGAGGGAAGAGGCAUCUGGGUUGUUUUAAAUAUCAGCGAAAUUGUGAGAAAUGAGAUCAGCAACUUUUUGUGUGUGUGGAAGAACGGCUCAUUUGACCCACAUUUACCAUUGUUAUAUGCCAUUUGGCAUUCAAUUGGAGCAAACCCUCUUGCCCAUUUCAGCUCUAAGGGACUAUUUUACAGAGCGCACUGAGUUGAUCAAGCUGCCGCCUUUGGAAGGCGUAGAAUAUAUAUUCUACAAUCUUUGCAUUUCCACCAAGGCACUGCCGGAAGGCCUGAACGGCGAGGGAGAUGGACCCUGGAAAGUCAAUAGAGGACCAGUUCUCCAGGCUGCAUCCAUGCCUGCCUAUGAACACAAGAAUUGGGAUAGUAGGCGCUGGUCCAAGUGGUUUAUCAGCUGCUUAUGCACUGGUGAAGCUUGGUUACAGCAAUGUGACUGUGUUAGAGAAGUACCAUACCGUUGGUGGCAUGUGUGA